AUGGUCGUGUCCGUAGCACUUGUAAUCCUUGCCCUUCCGCCUUCGCCGAAUCUGGGAAAUCAUCGCUUACGUCGAUUACGUAGCUUGACUGAAGACGGUGACCACGUUGCUGGUGCUUCCUCGGCUCGUAACAGGCGGCGAAAUCCUCAAGGUCCUACACGUGGCGAUGCUGGUCCAAGCCUACCAGCCCAGCACAGUCAGGAACGAGAGCAAAACCAACGAACCAAUCGUCCGCAUCAUGAUCAAGAAACUUCUGUUGAUGCGUGGUCUUCU
Messenger RNA from Amoebophrya sp. A25, 273 nucleotides. Lineage: Eukaryota; Dinophyceae; Syndiniales; Amoebophryaceae. The record is from the annotation of a GenBank genome assembly.